Messenger RNA from Strongylocentrotus purpuratus (purple sea urchin), 1238 nucleotides. RefSeq lists its product as uncharacterized. NCBI's taxonomy places the organism in Eukaryota, Metazoa, Echinodermata, Echinoidea, Camarodonta, Strongylocentrotidae. The record is from RefSeq and is a predicted model, not a curated record. The transcript is spliced from 2 exons. Gene Ontology annotation, molecular function: protein binding. Bases 558 to 1178 code for a protein of 206 amino acids.
UAACCAAGACUCCAGACGGGGCUCUUUAUCAAUGCCCACUGUACCGCGGACGAUGUAUUUCAUCGUUUCUUCUUCUCUCUCUUGCUCUCUCCUUUUCGACAUUGACACUGCUACCCUGCACUUUGAUACUAGUAUGAAAUGAUUUUGAUAGAUGGCUUGGAUAUCUGACAAUGGGAUCUUUGGAGCAUUGCGACUGGUACUGGUAGUGUUUUGGCUUUGGUAACACGCAACUUAAACCAGCUAUGCGUUUAACACACGUCUCGAUGCGAGAUCAUCUGCAAUUUCCUGCAGUGUUUAAAACAGUACGGUACAUCUAACAACGGAUUAUAAUCAGUUUCAUGAUUAAUUAACUGAUACAGAGCAACUUUAGAGGGACACGUAACCUUCAGCAAAAGAUGGAAUAGCUGCUAUGGUUUUUGUUUACAUGUAAAGUGUUUUGGCGACAUCCCCAUGUGAGCCUGUGAGUCUAUAAUCGUCAUGGUAUCACGUAACAAGAAAUUAUAGACCUUUUGCUUUGGAAAUAUAUCUUUAGGUGAGUAAGAGGCCUUAUCAUCAUAAUGGCGAGUAUUUUGACGACCACUCCUCGCUUCCUGCAACUUGGGCUACUGAUUCUGCUUGGUUUAGCGCCCUCAAUGUCUGCUAUUAGUACCUCCAAUUUCACCGUCAGUGACGUCACGACCACAAGUGCGACAUUCAGCUGGCUCAUCGUCGGGCUCGACAAGGAAAACCAAACAGAUUUACUCCGCAAUUAUAUCACAUUGAGCAACACUCUCAAUUUCGCAGCCGGUACGAGUUGCCUGAACGUCGACGCGACCUCGAUUACGUUUGAUAAUAUCCAGCCGUACACGACGUAUACCGCUUGCGUGGAAGUCAUCCGACUAGAGAAUGCCGAUGACAAAUGCAACGAUGAUUCCGUCGUUGUAUCGCAAGAUAAGGAUCAGUGCGCGUCUUUGACGACGGAAUUCGCGAUGUGGAGCCUGCCCAACAUCGCCGCCUUAGGCUGCGCAGGAGGGAUCGUGCUCGUUUUCGUGCUCUCCUUUGCAGUUAAUGCCGCACUUCGGAAACCGACCUUGAACGAAACCGUGGACAAGACGAAGAUGAGAGAUUGGUCGAAGAAGAAGAGGACUGAAAGCGUACGCGACUUUUUGGCAUAUGUCGACCUUGAUCGCGAACCUUGAACACCUAAAGUGACUAUAAAAAAAUGUGUGUUUUCCUUUUAAAUGUUCGUUAUGGCGUGU